AUAUAUCGCUGCCUCUGCAGAAUAGUGACACAUUUCAAAAAAUCACCAUUCUGAACAAAAUGCAAAAUUUGAUGUUAAAAUGUGUCUAUUUUGUUAGGAACAACGACAUAUACCUAUAUUUUAAUAAACACCCCAGAGAUGGCGCUAAUGUCACUAUUCUUUACUUACGAAUUUUUUCACUUUAUUCCGGGAAUAUCGUCCUCUUUUCAGAUGUAUCGCAUGUUUGAAAGGGUGCGUGCGUUUUUGUUCCGGAACAACGUCACAUUUCGAAACACAGCCGCUGUUUUUGGAGAAAUUAUGCGAAACAUUGACAUAUUGCGGAUUGUGACGGUUUUCCAAUUUCAUUGAAUAAACAUGGAGAAUUCCCGAUCCAAUUUUAAAUUAAUGCUGAAAAACGCAAUCAUAAAAUCAAGAGAAAAUAAGUCGGAACAGUUUGAUACAUCAGUAGGUGGUAAAUUAGAAACCGCAGGAUCUAAAGCAGAAAUAAAUAUUUUGAAAAAUGAUAAUCCAAUUUUAAAAGGUACCAAGUUUCUUUUUAUGAUUUUAGAUAUAACCUUAGAAAAGGAACCAAGAACUACUACUACUACUAAUAAUAAUGUAUGUCAACCAUUAUCUGAAAAAGAAGUUGAUAGUAGAGAUGCUAUAUUAUCAAAAGAAAUACCACAAAAAAAAUGUGAUUCUCUGGUAACUGGACAUCUGAUGGGUACAGAAGCAAUUAUUGAUGAUGAAACAAAGGAUACUUCUGCUGUUUCAUUACAAGUAAUCAACAAAGUGAAUGAAGGUAAGGAAAAUAUGCCUGUCAAUGAAAUCAGCUCAGCAGAAUCAGAGGAUGGCCAUGAAUUAUUGGAUUAUUCUUCAGACGAUAGUCUUAAAGAUCCAUUGUUUAAAAACCCUAGUAGUUCGUCUUCAAGUUCUUCGGAUUCAUCUGACUCUUCGUCGUCUGGGUCUUCAUCUGGGUCUUCACCUGAAGAACUUGAAGUAGAACCAGAAGGUGAUCGCGAUGAAAAUAUUGUGAUAGAAAAUGAAAAAAGAGGAAAGAAAAGGAAGGCCAAUCCUUCAGGAUCCAUAAAAGCAAAAGCAAAACGUUUGAGAAACGCCGGAAAAUCGUAUAUUUCUAAUUCCAAGAACAAUAAGAAAAUUGUUCCUGAAAGGAAAAUGGGUCCCCCAUGUACUGAAAAGUGCAAGCAUAGAUGUUAUUUGACACUGACAGAAGACCAGCGCCGCAAUAUUUUUUCGGCUUAUUGGAGUCUUGGAGAUAUUCAAAGGCAGAGAGAAUUUUUGUCAUCGAAUAUUGUAUCAAUUGUUCCGAAAUAUUCUUACAGAUUACAUAACAGCAACUGUGCUGGUAAAAAUGCAUUCUAUUUUGUAGUAGAAAACAAAAAAAUACGUGUGUGCAAGCCAUUUUUUCGAUCUACUUAAGCGAUAAAUGAUCGCCCAAUUAGAACAGUACUUGCCAAAAGAAGAAACUCAGUUGGAGGUAUAGUUUUACUAGAUCGACGAGGCAAGCAUGGCAAUCACAAAAAAACUGACAACUCAAUUAAGGAUGGUAUUCGUAAUCAUAUUAAUUCUAUACCAAGAAUCCCAAGCCACUACUGUAGGUCAGACACAACCAGGGAGUUCAUUGAUGGAGGAAAAUCUGUGGCUGAACUCCACAGAGAUUAUGCUAAUGAAUGCAAAGCAAAUAACUUACCUUAUGGAAACUAUGUCAUGUACCAUAAAAUAUUUUUAGCAGAAUUUAAUAUAGCCUUUUUUUCUCCAAAAAAAGACCAAUGUGAAGAUUGCACGGCGUAUUUUAAUGCUACUGAAGACAUUAAAGAACAACUUAAGUCAAGUUAUGACAUGCAUCUAAGGGAAAAGGAGUUGUCUCGACAUGAAAAAGAAGCUGAUAAAAACAAUGACAAUCCGUCCUGUAUUGUAGCUGUUUAUGACUUACAAGGAUCUUUACCAUGCCCAAGGGGAGACGUAUCCAAUUUUUAUUAUGUCUCCAAAAUAAAUACCCUAAAUUUCACAAUAUACAAUUUGAAAACCAAAAACGUUCACUGUUUUGUGUGGCACGAGGGUGAAGGCAACCGAAAUUGCUUCAUGCGUUUUUACUUACCUUGAAGAUCUUAAUGGAAACGCAAAAUCAGGAGAAAAUUUGGAUAUUAUAUUUUUCUCGGAUAAUUGCUGUGGACAGCAAAAGAACCAUUUUCUUAUAGCUAUGUAUUUGUAUGCUAUUACAAAAUUUCAAUUUUUAAAUUCCAUAACGCAUAAAUUUUUAAUUAAGGGCCAUAUACAAAACGAGGGAGAUAGUGUCCAUUCUGUCAUUGAGAGAAGGAUUAAAAGGUCUUUAAAAUCG
Messenger RNA from Ceutorhynchus assimilis (cabbage seed weevil), 2338 nucleotides. Lineage: Eukaryota; Metazoa; Arthropoda; Insecta; Coleoptera; Curculionidae. The record is from the annotation of a GenBank genome assembly.